Messenger RNA from Brassica rapa (field mustard), 5116 nucleotides. Its product is annotated as putative terpenoid synthase 16. Gene Ontology annotation, biological process: diterpenoid biosynthetic process. Gene Ontology annotation, molecular function: terpene synthase activity; magnesium ion binding. The record is from RefSeq and is a predicted model, not a curated record. NCBI's taxonomy places the organism in Eukaryota, Viridiplantae, Streptophyta, Magnoliopsida, Brassicales, Brassicaceae.
UGGGAUAUAUUUGUAGAUAUUUGGACAAUAUUAAAAAUAAAUACUAUAUUUUGGCAUGCAUUCCUGUGCGGGUGUUUCUUAAAAAACAAAUAUUUUUUUUAAUUUUUAAAUUUUGUUUUAUAUGUUUGAAUGUAUAUAACAGUACUUACAAAUAUUACAUAGUUAUUUUAUAUGCAUAUUUUAAACACAACAAUUUUGAUCGACACUAAUUUUAUUUAUUGUCUUAAACAGUCAAUAGUGUUAGCCGUCUUUAUAUAUAUGGUUAUCUAUUUAGAUGUAAGUUAUAUUAAAAUGCAUGAAUUAAAUAAUAUUUAUUAUACAUAAUAAUGUGACAGUUGGUGAUAUUUAUUCAUUAUUUACAUGUGUAUUAUACAUUUUUAGUUCUUAGUAAUAAGUAAUUAGGUAUUAGAUUUUAACUUUACGAUAAAAAUCACAUUAAUUUAAAUUUUUUUCUACAAUCAAUAAUUACUUAAUUAUUUGGUUCUUUUAGAUUUUAAAUAAUUGAUUACAAAUUUAUGUACACUAAUCAUAUAAUGUGAUUAAAAAUUACAUUAUUUUAUUCAAAUAAAUAUUUUAAAAUAUAAACAUAAAUAUAUUUCUAGUUAUAGUUAUUUUAUUUAUAAAACGAAUUUCUAUUUUAAAUAUAGUUUAUAAUAUAAACCGAAGUCCUGAAAUAUGUUAGUUUGUAUUUAGUGAAUAUAAUAUAAGUAUUUUAUCUAAAUUUUAUUCUGAUACUUUGAAUAUAUUUAUUAUAUGUUUUCAUUACAAUGUCAUCACUGAUUCUAUAAAAAUUAAAUAGUUACUAUUAGAUGAUAAUGUAAGGUGAAGAUAGCAUAGUAAUACAUAUAAGAAUAAAUAAUAUAAAUAUUUAGAUAAAUCUACUAUAUAAAGUAACGUGGGAUAAUAUUUGUAGAUAUGUGGACAAUAUUAUAAAUAAAUAUGGUAGAAUAUUUAUAUUAGCCCAUUAUCUUUAUUUGGUAGUCGGCGACAAAAAAAUCUUUAUUUGGUAGUCAUAUAAUAUGGUGGUACGUUCCACUAAUUAUGGUCCACCUAUCGUUAUUUGUAGUAUUUAUAGAAUUUUUUUUUUGGGAAUAUUCCCCUAGUCACACUGAGAUUAUUAACCAAAAUCUAACGGCAUAAAAUGUAAUAGUAUUGUUAAAUUAAGUGUAAAUCUCAAGAAUUUUUGUUUUUGUUAUUAAUAGUAUUGAUUUUUAACAUGUUUUGCAUCACUAGUUAUAAUCAAGGGCGAAGCCAAAACAUCAACUAUGGUGGUAUGUGCAUCCACAAAAUAUUGAAUAUCAAAAUAUUUAGUAUGUUUAAAUAUAUAUUGUCAGCUAGAUGAGAUGGUUAUACGAUGUUGUGCAUCGAUAAUGCUUUCGGGUUCGGGUUCGGGUUCGUUAACCAAUUUGUCAUUUAUUUUAUUUAGUACAAUUAUCCACCCAUGAUAAUUCAACUUUCUGUAUAAGAAAAAAAAGUUGCACCUAUCAAAUAUUUUUUAAGCAACUUUGCUUUCUUUAGUCAGGAAAUUGUUCACUAAUUUUAUGUUAAAUCAAAAUCAAUGAUUCUUCAAUUAUUUUAUUUUAUUGCUAGAUACUGAUUCCACAAUUUUUUUUCUGAGAAAUAUUCCACAAUUUUUAGCAUUAGCUUCUUCUAAAGAUUGGCACCUAAUCCUCAAAAUACAAUUUGUGUGUCAACUCUUGUAUCCGGACGCUGACACGAAACCACAAUUUCAUGAUUCCACGAUUCCACGAUUUUGGGAUCAAGUAACAGUUUCAUGAAUGCGCUUUUUUUUUAAAAAAAAAGUAACAGUUUCAUAUUCUGUAAGAAAUCAGUCUAUCCCAAAACCGAAAAUUCGAUUGGAUUUUUAUGAAAUUCUAUAACUCUGCACCAAAUUUAUAUGUUGUGAUUUUGAAGUAUAGUUUCAAAUUUAAGAAAGCUGAAAUCUUAAAUUUUGAUGCAUAUAUUUAUAUACUUAUGUGAUUGCUUAUUUAGUUCGGGACUCGGCUAGAAGAGUAUAACAUGUUUGAGCAUGUUAAAACAGAAAAUCCGGCAGGCCACAAACUUCCAGUUGGGAGUGAUCUGUGAGGGUCCGACACUUGGAUAGAGUGUUGUGAGAUUUAUAUUGGUUCCAACUGAGUGAUGUGCCUUGUCUAGGACGGUACCAAAAUUAUUUCUAGGCAUCAUGCAAAGACACAUAUGAUAAAGCUAACAUCCUCAACCGUGUGAGAUACAGUAGUGAUAUGCUUCUUCAGUCGGCUUUUUGAAUUUUUUGUCUAGAGUUAAUAUAAGCGGAAAUGUAUCGGGUUGGAUAACCAGUGAUAAGAUGCAACUUCAAAGAUCGAUGAUAAUCUAACCACUCACGAAGAGUGGAUAGUUAGAUUACUUGAUUACUUAUUUUGAACUGCAUAGUCAUUGCCAUAUUCGAUCUUUGAAGCUUGAUUGAUGAAUAUUAAGAGAAUGAUUUAAUUGUUAGGGAAUCUUGGCUCAGUGAGUAAACCAGUUGUUCAUUAGACUCUUUGUUAUGCAGGAAACUAUAGAGGUAGUGUAAUAUGUAAUAAGUUGAAAGUGGUGCUCCUUAUAUAUGUCUGAUGUUUUUUUAAACCUAAGUAUAUAUGAAUAAUAAAGGUUUAUAAAAAUAUUUGGGUUCCAUAUAAUAUUAGUCAUAAUCUGGGACGAACCAGCUAAUGGUUUCAAACUCAAAUUACACAUCCUUAACGUGGAAUCAUUAGAAAACUCGUUCUCGAAUAUUUGAUCUUAAAAUUUUUGAUUUGAUCUGAAAAUUUCAAGCGAGUGUUCGAGCACAUUAUAAUAACAUAUUCGUUCUAGUUAAAGUUAUUUAGUUUGUCAAGUAUGUUUUUAUUUGAUUGUUGUACGGUAAAAUAAUCAAUUUUGAUAUAUACCUAAUCAAGAGUGUUACACUCCCAACCUGCUAGCUUUCAGCUUUAAAAUAUGAUAUUUGUGUGGGAGGAUAAUAUCCAGCGUAGGUAACUUUUGAUAAGGCUUACCUUGUCAGCCUACUAUGAUAUUUUAUUCUAUAUUAGGUAACUUUUGUUUUUAAUAUGUUUGGUGAUGAUGAUUUGGCCUUACAGUGCUAUGAACAAUCACAUUUUUUGCCUAUAAAAUUGGUAGCCUAAGUUGAUCGACCCGAUAACAUUGACGGUGAAGAUAGAAAGCAUGGCAGUUCUUGGAGCAAGACAUGGAUCUCAAUUUUCUCUUCCUUCUCGAACCAAAAUGUUUCGGGAAAUGAAAAUCUCUCGCUUUCCACUAACGUCAUUUCCCCGUAAGAAAGCAAAGCAUGUCUCUUUGAAGGCGACACCGACUUGUGAUGGUCGAACGUUCAAGAAGAUGUCACCUUCUGAAUGGACUAAUCACUUCGACUAUGUUUCCAUUGAUGUUUCCGAAAUGGAUGCACUUAAGAGAGAGAUAGAAGCACUAAAGCCGAAUGUGGGCAAAAUGUUCAUGUCUCCCAAAGGCGACGACUCCGUGAAGAAGAGAAUCCUUAGUAUCUAUUUGCUGGUGAGCCUUGGUCUUGCGUAUCAUUUUGAAGAUGAGAUCGAGGAGAGUGUAAGAGAUGCUUUCGAGAAGAUAGAUGAGAUGAUGGCUGGUGAAGAAGACUUGUACACUGUUUCCACCAUCUUCUGGGUGUUCAGGACGUAUGGUUACAACAUCUCUUCCGAGGUAUUCACGAGAUUCAAAGAAGACAAUGGGAAGUUUAAGCAAUGUCUUACUAAGGAUGUGAGGGGUAUGUUGAGCUUGUAUGAAGCCGCUCACUUGGGGACGACGACUGAAUACAUAAUGGAUGAAGCUUUGAGCUUUUCAUCAAAAACCUUGGCCUUGAUAGCAGAAGAUCAUAUGUUCCCGUCUCAUCUCUUAAGGCAUAUACAAAAUGCCCUUGCUCUACCUCAGCGUUGGAACAUGGAGGUAAUGGUUGCAGUUGAAUAUAUCCGGUUCUAUGAACACGAGGUUGGUCAUGACGAGAUGAUACUCAAGUUUGCCAAGCUCAAUUUCAAUUUAAUCCAGCUCCAUUACCUUCGAGAACUCAAAAUACUUAUAAAGUGGUUCAAGGACUAUGACUUUGCAUCUAACUUGCCACGUUACUACAGAGAAGUAAUCGUGGAAAUGCACUUCUUUUCACUAGCGAUGUUCUUCGAGCCCCAAUUCUCACGUGCGAGGAUUAUGCAGACUAAGUUUUACAUGGCUGAAAUGAUUAUUGAUGAUACAUGUGACAGAUAUGCUACCCUUCCAGAGAUUGAAAGCCUUGUAAAUAGCUUGGAAAGGUGGGCUGAUGAUGCCAUGGAUUCUCACCCUGGUUUUUUAAAAUUUGUGUUUAAAUUUAUGCUGGAUGUCUUUGAAGACUGUGAGCGAGAAUUGAGGCUACAAAAAAGAUCUUACAGUGUGGAAGAAACAAGAGAUGAGUAUAAGCUAUUCGUGAAAUCCAAUCUUGACCUUGCCAAAUUGGCACCAGCGGGUCACGUGCCUAGCUUUGAAAAGUACAUGGAGGUUGGUAAAGUGGAGGUUGGGGGAUUUAUAAUUCUCGCAAGCGCUUUGAUGGGUAUAGAUGAUAUGGAUGAAGUUCAAGGCUAUGGCUGGUUGAAAUCCAGAUCUAAACUCCUUCAGUACUUAGCCGAAAUGCUGCGUCUUAUGAAUGAUAAAACCGGUUUUGAGAUUGACAUGAAUAGAGGAUAUGUCACUACUGGAAUGAAUUGUUAUAUGAGGCAAUACGGGGUUGCUGAAAGGGAAGCGUCUAGAGAAUUCCAAAAUAUAAUUGAAAAGACCCGUAAGCUGAUGAACGAGGAGUUGUUGAAGACAAGUGAUGUACCACGUAGAGUUUUAAAGACAGCUUUGGACUGUGCACGCACGGGCUGCAUUGCCUAUAAGGCAGGGGAAGGAGUAACCAAUCCCCGUGGAAAAAUCACAAAGCAUAUCAUAUCGUUAUACGUUGAUAAGAUAUGUCUCUGAAGAAUUUAAUUGGACUAUAUAUUGUAUUGUUUUCUUCAGUUCACUAGCGGAAGAAAGUAUGAUGGCCUUUGUGAUGUGACAUGAUUUUCCGUUCACUAAGUGAUCGUUGUGGAAGAAAUUUGAAAAUAAUAAAAAGUGUUUGCAUGUGUAGUGUUCU